Messenger RNA from Tripterygium wilfordii, 813 nucleotides. RefSeq lists its product as uncharacterized. The record is from RefSeq and is a predicted model, not a curated record. The coding region runs from base 208 to 630 and encodes 140 amino acids. The transcript is spliced from 2 exons. NCBI's taxonomy places the organism in Eukaryota, Viridiplantae, Streptophyta, Magnoliopsida, Celastrales, Celastraceae.
CUCUUCUUUUCCCUCUUCUUCAUUCUUCGUCUACGACUACGCGUUAUUCUGUCUUCGCGACUCCGUCUAAUCCCAGCCUUGCGCUUCUUCAUUCCACCAAAAUCCUCCCAUUGGUGACGAAAUCAAUCACGAGCAGAUCGCUCAUACACCAGGAUAAAAUUCAAGGUGGUCUGCCAUUGAUAUAUUGUGUAGAUCAUCGGGUGACUAAUGCAAGAUUCGAGGAUGCCACAGUUAGAGUACAUUUCAAUUCCCAGGCCACGGAAAAGGAAAACACCAACCCAAAAACCAGCCAUGUUUCUCGUACAAGUGAGUGAUGUCAAAGAUGUUCAACAGGCACCGUCACCUCCACUGGUAAGAGCAGAAAAGAAGUCUUCCAAGCGCAGUAUGAAGAAAGAACCCUCUUCUUUGUUCCAGCAGCCAGAGAGAUCAAACUCGGAUACUUUGCCAGACUCAUCUCCUCUUGGAAAUGAAUACAGAACACUAAGACUGAAGUAUUUGUUAAUGGAGGAACAAAACUUUGCCUUGGAGAGAGAAUUGCUAGAGCUUGAAGACGAGGUUAAGACACUCGAAGAUGAGAAACUCUCCCUCCUCGACCGUCUUGUUGUGUUAGAAGGCCUUGUUGAUCCCUAAGAAUUCAGUCCCAGGGCUGCAAUUACCUUAAAUCGAUAUCUGUACCACAGAUUGGAGGACUACAAUUAGUGCUUUCGUUUAUUGUUGUUAGCUCUAGAUUUCAACGAUCACCUUCAAUGUCUGAUUGUGUCACCUUAUACAAAUGUUGAAAUAUUGCAAUAUAAGUCAUUGAAUUUUUGUUUA